AUGACAACCCCAUCCGCAACUAACGAUAAGAAAACCCAAGAAAUGACACCUUUGCGAGAUUUCGACGAGCUGGAAGGCACGUUGCUUCCAACCGCACAAGCCGUCCUCGAGAACGAUCGCAGUCAAUUUGCAAGUGUCCCUACCGCAGUCCCGAUCUCGCAUGUUGAGUACGUUUCUGAUGUUUCGGACAAGGAAGAGAAGAUUCCGACCGUUGACGGUGUUGCGCUCGCUGUCCCUUUGCCUACCUCGUCCUCUCAAGCUCAGAUCGACCACGAUCGCCUUCGGUUUCAACAGGGCACCCAAAAGGGCCUCAUUCUGUCCGAAGAGGAAAAGGAUCGCAUUAAGUACGCCAACAUACAGGUGAAUGCUAUUGAUUACAAUAUUCGGCGGCAGGUGGAAGAAGCCAACCGCGUCGCUCGGGAACAGAAUUUCAAAGAAGAAACGGGUCAGGUUCAGUCUUCUACGGCCGCGAGUAUGCAGAAAAAGCCGUACGUCCCGCAACCCACACCCAAGGCUCCUGAAUUUUAUAAGGGCACGUACGGGAGUGACUACAAAGUUAAGAAAUAUGACGUUGCGGAAUACAAACCUGAUUACCAGUACAAAACGACAGAAUACAAGAGUGUUUACGAGCCAUAA
Phaeodactylum tricornutum CCAP 1055/1 is the source of this 636-nucleotide messenger RNA. RefSeq lists its product with no specific name. Bases 1 to 636 code for a protein of 211 amino acids. Lineage: Eukaryota; Bacillariophyta; Bacillariophyceae; Surirellales; Neidiaceae. The record is from RefSeq and is a predicted model, not a curated record. The transcript has a single exon.